ACAAUGGGGACAUUGGGGACAAUGGGGACAUUGGGGAUAUUUGGGACAGGAGCGCCUCAAGGUGGCCCUGCGGUCCCUGCCCGAGGAGGCGGUGAAGGAGGCCCUGGAGUACAAGGUGCUGCAGUCGCAGUUCUCGCUGCUCUACCACGAGAGCCUGCAGGUGAAGACGCAGCUGGACGAGGCGCGGGCGCUGCUGCUGGCCACCAAGAACAGCCACCUGCGCCACAUCGAGCACAUGGAGAGCGACGAGCUGGGCGUGCAGAAGCGCCUGCGCACCGAGGUGAUCCAGCUCGAGGACACGCUGGCCCAGGUGCGCAAGGAGUACGAGAUGCUGCGCAUCGAGUUCGAGCAGAACCUGGCGGCCAACGAGCAGGCGGGCCCCAUCAACCGCGAGAUGCGGCACCUGAUCAGCUCUCUGCAGAACCACAACCACCAGCUCAAGGGCGACGUGCAGCGCUACAAGCGCAAGCUGCGCGAGGUGCAGGCCGAGAUCGGCAAGCUCCGCCUCCAGGCCAGCGGCGCCCCUCCCCCACCAAGCCCCGCCCCUCCCCAAUUUAGGAGGAUUCUCCCCGCCCCCUCUCAGCCUCCGCAAGCCCCGCCCCCUCCCAGGCCUUUGGCUCCGCCCCCUCCCAGGCCCCGGCCGGAGCGGGGGGCGGGGCGGGAACGGCCCAAGGGGGCGGGGCCUGAGGAGGGCAAGAAGAAGGACUCGGAGGUGCUGAAGCAGCUGAGGGCGGAGCUGAAGAAGGCGCAGGAGAACCAGAAGGAGAUGAAGCUGCUGCUGGACAUGUACAAAUCGGCCCCCAAGGAGCAGCGGGACAAGGUGACGCUGAUGGCCGCCGAGAGGAAGAGCAAGGCCGAGCUGGAGGAGCUGCGGGGGCGCUGGCGGGAGCUGGAGGAGCGCGAGCGCCGCGAGUCCAAGAAGCUGGCGGACGAGGAGGCGCUGCGGCGGCUGCGGCUGAGCGAGGAGCAGAUCGAGCACCUGCAGAGGAGGCUGGCCGCCACCAAACAGGAGGAGGAGGCGCUGCUGUCGGAGAUGGACGUGACGGGCCAGGCCUUCGAGGACAUGCAGGAGCAGAACCUGCGGCUGCUGCAGCAGCUGCGCGAGAAGGACGACGCCAACUUCAAGCUGAUGUCGGAGCGCAUCAAAGCCAACCAGAUCCACAAACUGCUGCGCGAGGAGAAGGACGAGCUGGCCGAGCAGGUGCUGGCCCUCAAGGCCCAGGUGGAGGCGCAGCUGCAGGUGGUGCAGAAGCUGGAGGAGAAGGAGCGGGGCCUGCAGAGCGCCCUGGGCGCCGUGGAGAAGGAGCUGAGCCUGCGCUCGCAGGCGCUGGAGCUGCACAAGAGGAAGGCGGUGGAGGCGGCCCAGCUGGCCGAGGACCUGCGCGCGCAGGGCGAGCACGUGCAGGCGCGGCUGCGCGAGCUGCAGGUGUGCGCGGCCGAGAACCGCGCCGCCAAGGACAAGGAGUCGCUGAGCCUCAAGAGAGCCCAGGAGGAGCUGUCGCGGCUGCGCCGGAAGCUGGAGAAGCAGCGCAAGGUCGAGGUCUACGCCGACGCCGACCAGAUCCUGCAGGAGGAGAUCAAGGAGUACCGGGCCCGGCUGACCUGCCCGUGCUGCAACGCGCGCAAGAAGGACGCGGUGCUGACCAAGUGCUUCCACGUCUUCUGCUUCGAAUGCGUCAAGAGCCGCUACGACACGCGCCAGAGGAAGUGCCCCAAGUGCAACGCGGCCUUCGGCGCGCACGACUUCCACCGCGUCUACAUCAGCUGAGCGCCGGCGGUCACCCCGCGGUGACUGCUGGUCAUCUGCGGUCACCUGUGGUCAUCUGUGGUCAUCCUUGGUGACCACGGCCGCCGAUGACCACCCGUGGUCAUCCAAUGUCCAUCCUUGGUGACCAACGACUUCCACCGUGUCUAUGUCAGCUGAGAGAUGGUGGUCACCCCGUGGUGACCAGUGGUCAUCUGUGGUCAUUUGUGGUCACCUGUGGUCAUCCUUGGUGACCACGGCCACCAAUGACCACCCGUGGUCAUCCAGUGUCCAUCCUUGUUGACCGACUUCCACCGUGUCUAUGUCAGCUGAGAGAUGGUGGUCACCCCGUGGUGACCGGUGGUCAUCUGUGGUCAUCUGAGGUCAUCUGAGGUCAUUUGAGGUCAUCUCUGGUCAUCUGUGGUCAUCUGCCGUCAUUCUUAGUGACCACGGCCACCAAUGCCCAGCUGUGGUCACUCUGUGUCCCUCCUCAGUGACCAAUGCCCAGCUGUGGUCACUCUGUGUCCAUCCCAUGGUGACCAAUGCCCAGCUGUGGUCACUCUGUGUCCACCCCAUGAUGACCACUGACCACUGAUGACCACUGAUGACCACCCCACCCUGACCCCCGUGGUCACUCCCCAUCUCUUGCUGACCAAUGGCCGCUCUCCGGCCGCUCCCUGCUGACCACUGACCACCUGUGGUCACUCUGUGUCCAUCAUUGGUGACCACUGACCACCUGUGGUCACUCUGUGUCCACCCCACGGUCACCAAUGGUCACUUACGGCCACCCCAGGCCAUCCCUGACCACCCCUAUCCACCCCAAAGUGACCACUGACCACCCCAGAGUGACCACUGACCACCCCAAAGUGACCCUUGACCACCCCAGAGUGACCACUGACCACCCCUGUCCACCCCAGAGUGACCCUUGACCACCCCAGAGUGACCACUGACCCCCUCAGAGUGACCACUGACCACCCCUGACCACCUCAAGUGACCUCUGGUCACUCUGAAGUGACCAAUGGUCAUUCCUGGUCACCCCAAAGUGACCACUGGUCACUCUGGUCACUCAUGGCCAUCCCAAAAUGACCACGGGUCACUCUCGUCACCCUAAAGUGACCCCUGGUCACUCUGGUCACUCUUGGUCACCCUAAAGUGACCCCUGGUCACUCAUGGCCACCCCAAAGUGACCCCUGGUCACUGAUGGCCACCCCAAAGUGACCCCUGGUCACUCUGGUCACUCUAAAGUGACCCCUGGUCACUCAUGGCCACCCCAAAGUGACCCCUGGUCACUCUGGUCACCCUAAAGUGCCCACUGGUCACUCCUGGUCACUCUGGCCACCCCAAACUGCCCCUGGUCACUCAUGGCCACCCCAAAAUGACCACUGGUCACUCUGGUCACUCUAAAGUGACCUCUGGUCACUCUGGCCACUCUGAAGUGACCCGUGGUCACUCUGGUCACUCAUGGCCACUCAAAAGUUACUCCUGGUCACUCUGAAGUGACCUCUGGUCACUCUGGUCACUCUGAAGUGACCACUGGUCACUCUGGCCACCCCAAAAUGACCACUGGUCACUCUGGUCACUCUAAAGUGACCACUGGUCACUCUUGGUCACUCAUGGCCACCCCAAAAUGACCACUGGUCACUCUGAAGUGGCCACUGGUCACUCUGGUCACUCAUGGCCACUCAAAAGUGACUCCUGGUCACUCUAAAGUGACCACUGGUCACUCUGGCCGCCCCAAACUGCCCCUGGUCACCCCUGGUCACUCGUGGUCACUCGUGGUCACCCCCGUGUCCACCCCGGCCCCUCCCCGGCGGUCGCCGCCCCCUGACCUUUGACCUCGCUGUGGCCCCGCCCCCUUUUCCCCUUUCCCAGCCAAUAAAAUCGCUCGGAGUUGU
This is a messenger RNA of Onychostruthus taczanowskii (white-rumped snowfinch), 3639 nucleotides long. RefSeq names its product ring finger protein 40 (gene RNF40). The annotation marks the transcript as partial. Lineage: Eukaryota; Metazoa; Chordata; Aves; Passeriformes; Passeridae. The record is from RefSeq and is a predicted model, not a curated record. Gene Ontology annotation, cellular component: HULC complex; nucleus. The transcript has 13 exons. Gene Ontology annotation, molecular function: metal ion binding; ubiquitin protein ligase activity.